Messenger RNA from Benincasa hispida (wax gourd), 1608 nucleotides. Its product is annotated as D-isomer specific 2-hydroxyacid dehydrogenase family protein. Lineage: Eukaryota; Viridiplantae; Streptophyta; Magnoliopsida; Cucurbitales; Cucurbitaceae. The record is from RefSeq and is a predicted model, not a curated record. Gene Ontology annotation, molecular function: NAD binding; phosphoglycerate dehydrogenase activity.
AACAUGACUUAAAAAAAGAUGUCAAUUUGAUAUAAGUUUUUGGAUUUUGGAUCAUCUCUAAGCAAUCUCCCUUUAAAGAGGUUAUCGUGAAGCUCAAUAGUCACGAAAUCGACUGCUGUCCAUUCCAUUUCUUUUGGUGUGUUCUUUGUUGAAGAUGGAAAGAACACAUGAGGAUAGCAGCAAUGGUUUAAUCCGUGUUCUCUUUUGUGGGUCUCAGUUUGCUAGUUCUCAUAAUUAUACCAGAGAAUACUUGGAAAAGUAUCCGUUCGUUCAGGUUGAUGUUGUUCCAUCUGAAGAUGUACCUAAAGUUAUUAGUAACUACCACAUCUGUAUUCCUAAAAUGAUGAAGUUUGAUUUUGAUUUGAUCUCUCGAGCAACCCACAUGAAGCUCAUAGUGCAGUUCGGUGUUGGCCUUGAUGGUGUGGACGUUGAUGCUGCCACAAAAUUUGGAAUCAAAGUUGCGAGGAUACCGAGUGGAGUAACUGGAAAUGCAAUGUCAUGUGCAGAAAUGGCUAUAUACCUAAUGUUAGGCCUUCUUCGCAAGCAGAAAGAGAUGCAGAUUGCAGUUGACCAUAGAAAGCUUGGAGAGCCAACUGGAGAUACACUCCUUGGAAAAACAGUUUUUAUCUUGGGCUUUGGGAACAUCGGUCUGGAAUUAGCUAAGCGCUUGCGCCCAUUUGGUGUAAGAAUUAUUGCCACAAAACGCAGCUGGACAGAAAAUUCUAGCCAGUUGAAUGGUGCAAGUGAUGAUCUUGUUGAUGAGAAAGGUGCUCACGAGGACAUUCACAAAUUUGCCAGCAUUGCAGACAUUGUUGUUUGUUGUUUGUGUCUCAAUAGUGAAACUGUCGGUGUCGUGAACAAGUCAUUCUUAUCUUCGAUGAGAAAGGGUUCACUUUUGGUAAACGUUGCUAGAGGUCGUCUCCUGGACUAUCAGUCCACUUUACAUUCCCUUGAGUCUGGUCACUUAGGUGGCUUGGGCAUUGACGUUGCUUGGACUGAGCCAUUCGACCCCAAUGACCCUAUUUUGAAGUUCAAUAAUGUGAUCCUCACUCCUCAUGUUGCUGGAGUUACCGAACACUCUUAUCGGUCCAUGGCUAAGGUUAUAGGGGAAGUUGCCCUUCAAAUUCAUGCUGGAUCUCCCAUGACAGGGAUCGAGUUUGCCAAUUAAUUUGUUCCACCUGACCAGCCAGUACAGAAUAAAAAAUUAUUGUCCUUUAGAACAGUUUCUUCUAAUUACAAUAAUAACAAAAUGUUUCUGAAACUCCAUUCCCAUUGAGUUGUCAUGUGUGUAUACUGAUAUCGCUAUGUCGAUCACCUCGAUGACCGCCAACCGCCAAGACUUCCAUUGUCAUCUCUGUUGUUUUUUCUUUGCUGUCCACAUUCUGUAGGGAACUGCUUCCUGUGUUUCGUUUUCGAAGUGUUGUGAGAUUAUGCAGGAACAAUGGGGUGCUCGGGAUUUAUCAAAUUUUGGAUUCACAAGAAAAAAAAACAAGAGAACUGGGGUGGAUAGGAAUGAAGUUCCAAGGUUUCCCCCUGUUUCCUGUUCUAAUCAAUAUGUAGUUUACUUUUGGAAUAAUAAUUCUAGAACUAUGGUAGUUUAGUUCAAAA